Penaeus monodon (black tiger shrimp) is the source of this 1132-nucleotide messenger RNA. RefSeq names its product cyclin-dependent kinase 9-like. NCBI's taxonomy places the organism in Eukaryota, Metazoa, Arthropoda, Malacostraca, Decapoda, Penaeidae. The coding region runs from base 1 to 1098 and encodes 365 amino acids. The record is from RefSeq and is a predicted model, not a curated record. Gene Ontology annotation, molecular function: ATP binding; cyclin-dependent protein serine/threonine kinase activity. The transcript is spliced from 9 exons. Gene Ontology annotation, cellular component: nucleus. Gene Ontology annotation, biological process: protein phosphorylation.
AUGAUCGAAUCAGAAAGUAAUGGACGCGACGCAAACCAGAAUCCCAGAAUCAAAGAAAAACACCCGCGCUUCUGCCACACGAUCUGUUCCUCCGCCGCAGCUCGCCAAAUAUUCCAAAAAAGUGGCCACUUUCCCAUCACAGCACUACGAGAAAUUAGAAUCUUAAAACUCCUUAAGCAUGACAAUGUUGUUAAUCUGCAAGAGAUUUGUCGAACUAAAGGUCCCCCUCCUCCUGGUCUUCAAAAGCCAGCAAAACCUACACCACACAUGUCAAGUCUCUCGACAUUCUUCUUGGUGUUUGAGUUUUGUGAACAUGAUCUAGCGGGCUUGUUGUCAAAUGUGAACGUCAAAUUUAACAUGGGGGAGAUCAAGAAGGUGAUGCAACAGCUGCUCAAUGGCCUUUAUUAUAUCCACUCGAAUAAGAUCUUACACAGGGAUCUCAAAGCUUCCAAUGUGCUCAUAACCAAAAAUGGCAUUCUGAAGCUAGCAGAUUUUGGUCUCGCACGUGCGUUUAGUACCAGUAGACAGGGACCAAAUAGAUAUACAAACCGUGUCGUCACACUCUGGUAUCGUCCACCAGAGCUCUUACUAGGGGAAAGGAACUAUGGUCCUCCUGUAGACAUGUGGGGAGCAGGAUGCAUCAUGGCAGAAAUGUGGACACGUACUCCAAUAUUGCAGGGUAGUACAGAGCAACACCAGUUGACUCUGAUAACAAAAUUAUGUGGUUCCAUAACCCCUGAGGUUUGGCCAUCUGUAGAAAAUCUAGAACUCUUCAACAAGAUGGAAUUAGCAAAGGGCCAACAGCGACGAGUUUGCGAGAGACUUAAACAAUAUCUACGUGAUAAUAUGGCAUUGGAUUUGUUAGACAAACUUUUAACAUUAGACCCAGCCAAAAGAAUAGAUUCCUCAACAGCACUUGACCAUGAUUUCUUCUGGACUGAUCCCAUGCCCUGUGAUUUGUCCAAGAUGUUGUCACAACACACACAGAGUAUGUUUGAGUAUUUAGCUCCAGCUAGGCGGCCAGGUGCCUCCAAUAGACCUAUGCUUCAGCCUCGCCCACAGGAUAAUGUAUCAUCCUACCAAGAAAGAGUGUAUUAAAUAUAUAAUGAAUAUAACCUUGUAUGUUAACAUA